AUGCGAGCCUUUGCUGCUAAUAUCAGUGCUAGUGUCACCCAAGAGGAAGUUGACCAGGCAACAUCGAAGAUUGCAAACGAAGGCCAACUCUCCAUUCGGGACAUACUUGCAAGCCAAGAUACUGCUGUUCGUAUCACGAAUCCCCGCGACUACCAGAUGGAGCUCUUCUUGAGGGCGAAGAUGCAGAACACCAUCGCUGUCCUGGAUACUGGAACCGACCAAGGCGUCGAAGGUAUCUCUGGCGCCAUGGGCCAGUCGCUGUUUCAAAAGCAGACCUGGGACAAGCUCUUCGCCGUCAACAUGGUCAUUGUGUGCACAGCACAAGUCCUCGUAGAUUGCAUGAUGCAUUCUUUCAUGAGCAUUUCGCGCAUGAACCUCCUUAUCUUCGAUGAAGCCCACCACGCAAAGAGCAACCACCCUUACGCCCGAGUGAUGAAAGACUACUACGCUCAUGAGCUGGACACUUCCAAGCGACCCCGGAUCUUCGCGAUGACAGCAUCACCAGUAGAUGUCAAAGGGCAGUCUGCUGAACAUGUUCGGGAAGCUGCACGGGAGCUAGAGACCUUGCUUCACUCUCGGAUUGCGACGACCAGUGAUAGCGCGUUGGCGAGGAACAGUAUCACGAGACCGGAGGAAGAAGUAGCUGUGUACACUCGCUUAAGAAACGAGUUCGAAACACCCCUUCAUCAGAAAGUCAAAGCCAAGUACGGGGACGUCGCUCCAUUUCGAAAGUUAUUCAUAACCGCCAAACUGCACGCAUCAGAGCUGGGUCGAUGGGCGUCAGACAUGUACUGGUCAUUCGCAUUCGCUGACGAACAAAGCCGUAAACUCCAGAUCCGCGAAGAGUUGAAGUACAAUCGCUCCAAGCGGGAUUGGUCGGCGGCAGAGCUCGACGCUCAGAUGGCUAGACUCAAGGAAGCAACUGCGUUCGUCCAACAAUAUGAGAUCGGCGCACCUACCUUGAGUGAGCAGGAUCUCAGCUCUAAAGUCAUGAAGCUCCAAUACUGGCUCAAUCUCUACUAUGAGCGCACCACAUUAGCUCGUUGCAUCGUGUUCGUUGAGAAGAGACACACAGCACAGCUUCUAAAGCUCAUCUUCGACCACAUCGGCGGCCCCAACCUCCAUUGCGAUGUGCUGGUCGGCAUCAACAACCGUGCAGGCGAGGAGAACGUAUCUCUUCGCUCGCAGAUCCUCACCUUGCAGAAGUUCCGGCGCGGAGAGUUAAAUUGUCUAUUCGCUACAUCAGUCGCCGAAGAGGGUUUGGACAUACCCCAAUGUAAUCUUGUCGUACGCUUCGAUCUCUAUCGCACCAUGAUAGGUUACGUCCAAUCCCGCGGUCGCGCAAGGCAUCGCAACUCCAAAUACCUGCACAUGCUCGAAGCAGAAAACAAAGAGCAUACGGAACGCCUCAUGAAUGCGAGACAUGACGAGAAUAUCAUGCGAGAAUUCUGCAAGGAUCUUACGCAUGAUCGUCAGCUCGGCGAUGUAGAACAAGAGAAAGCAGAGCUGAUCGCCCUGGAAGACAAGCUCUUUCCAAGCUAUACCGACGAGAAGUCCGGAGCGAAGCUUACGUAUCGAUCGAGCCUAUCUAUUCUCAGCCACUUUGUCGCAACAUAUCCGUCACCAGAUCACAACACAAUGGCACAGCCGACAUACGUCGUCAAUCCUAAGAUCAGUGACGAUCCUCGUGAUCCUCAACGCAAUGGCUUCGUGUGUGAGGUCAUAUUGCCUGAGCAUUGUCCCAUCAUCUCCAUGGUUGGCCAGGUGUACAGUCGAAAGACUAUUGCCAAGUGUUCCGCUGCUUUCAAGAUGUGCAUCGAGUUGCGACGCAAAGAUCACCUCAACGAAUUUCUUCUCCCGACCAUUUCAAAGUACCUGCCAGCUAUGAGAAAUGCGCUGCUAGCGGUCAGUGAGAAGAAGAAGGGAAACUAUGCUAUGGUCAUCAAGCCAACCUUCUGGAAGCAGGAUCGAGAUACUGUCCCUGAAUCUCUGCAUCUCACAAUCAUAGAUGCCGACCGAGGCUUGGAUCGUCCCCACCAACCGCUUGCAAUGCUAACCCGACGGCCGUUUCCACAGCUCCCUUCUUUUCCCAUCUACCUCACAGACUGUCGCCCUUCCAACAUCGUCUCGCAGUCUCUUCACAUCCCAAUUUCUUUGACCCCAGAGUUGCUGGAGAUGUUCACCAGAUUCACACUGCGUAUCUUCGAAGACAUAUAUAACAAGGUCUACGACUAUGAUGUUUCCAAAAUGUCGUACUGGAUGCUUCCAGUCAUUGAGCAUAGGGUGGCAUCGGUGCGGUCUAUGUCUAAUCCUCAAGAAGUACUAGAUAUGGAUCAAAUUCGCAAAGUCUACAAUGAGCCGUUUUGGAAAUGGUCCCCGCAGAGCAGGACUGAUGAUCUCAUUGACAGAUACUUCGUCGACCCCAUGAAUGGAGGUCGAAGAUACUACUCAGACCGCUUGGCGCCACACCUAAAGCCACAGGACCCAGUCCCAGCAAAUGUCCCACGACAGAACCACAAGUUCAUGAAAAACAUCUUGGACUUUUCGGAUAGCAAAUGGAUGAAGAGCCGAGACAUCACUCGCUGGCACCAGGAUCAGCCUGUCCUUCAAGUGGAGAAGAUUCCGUUCCGGAGAAACCAUCUUGCGAAUGUGGAAGACAAGGAAAAGAAGGAGCUCGCCAAUCUCGAAACAUACAUCUGCCCUGAGCCACUGCACAUAUCAAACCUCGCAACACCGUUUGUGGUGAUGUGCUACGUUCUGCCAGCCAUCAUUCAUCGCUUUGAGAGCUAUCUCAUAGCUCUCGAUGCUUGCGACGUGCUUGAUCUGAAGGUCAGUCCUGCUCUAGCUCUGGAAGCACUCACCAAGGAUUCGGACAAUUCUGAGGAGCACGGCGAAGAGAAAAUCAACUUCAAGAGCGGCAUGGGCCCAAACUACGAACGACUCGAGUUCUUGGGUGAUUGCUUCCUCAAGGUGGCUACAUCACUGUCGGUCUUUGUGCAACAGCCGGAGGAAAACGAAUUCGAGUUUCACGUGCGCCGUAUGCUCAUGCUCUGCAACCAGAAUUUGAUGGAGACUGCAGUAGGCAAGAAGAAGGUCGCGUCUGCUAACGGAACGGAGCGCGAUCUGCAGCUGUACAAAUAUGUUCGGACCGAUGCUUUCUCUCGUCGCAACUGGUACCCGGAAGGGUUGAAAUUGCUUCGAGGCAAAGGUCUGAAGAAGACCGAAGAAGACUGGUUGAACGUCACCCACAACCUCGGCGACAAGAGUGUUGCGGACGUAUGUGAGGCCUUCAUCGGUGCCGCCUUCAUGCAGCAUCAUAAAGGAGGUCAGUGGACUCCAAAUGAUUGGGAUGAAGCAGUCAAAGCGGUGAAGCUCUUUGCAAAUAGCGAUGACCAUCUUAUGGAGAAGUGGACGGACUACUAUGCUGCCUACACCAAGCCAAAGUACCAAACGGCGGGUGCAACAGCAACACAGCUUGACCUCGCGCACAAGAUUGAGAUGAAGCAUCCUUAUCGUUUCAGAUACCCUCGUCUGCUUCGAUCUGCAUUCAUCCAUCCUUCUCAGCCAUUCAUGUGGGAGAACAUACCCAGCUACCAGCGGUUGGAGUUUCUGGGGGACUCUCUCCUGGACAUGGCUUUCAUCAUGCAUCUGUUCUACAAGUACCCCGACAAAGACCCACAAUGGCUCACCGAGCACAAGACUCCGAUGGUCUCCAACAAGUUUUUGGGCGCUGUCCAGAUCCGCGACUACGUAUACGAAGUCGAGGAAGCCGAGCGCGAGGCGAAUGGUGCAGUAGACUACUGGGUCUCUGUAUCCGAGCCACCCAAGUGUCUCGCCGACGUCAUCGAAGCCUUCGUUGCCGCCAUCUUCGUCGACUCGGAGUUCGACUUUAAUGUCGUCCAAAAAUUCUUCGACUUGCACCUGAAGCCCUUUUUCCUUGACAUGACGCUGGACGCGUAUGAGAAUUUUGCUUCUAAUCAUCCGACCACACGGCUUUCGCGUCUUUUGUCCAUCAACUUCGGGUGCAGUGAAUGGCGCAUGGGCGCGCUAGAGACCGAAACUUUGAUUCCAGGCAAGGGGAAGGCCAUCGCGGCCAUGGUAAUGAUACACGACAAAGUACACUUCCACUCUCUAGGACAGAGUGGUAGGUAUGCACGUGUGAGGGCGAGUCAUGCCGCGCUGGAGAAGCUUGAGGGCCUGCCGCCGUACGAGUUCCGCAGUAAGUAUGGAUGUGACUGCGUGGACGAGGGUGAGGGCGAGGCAGGAGUCGAUGAGGCAGCGGUGAGCAAGAAGGUCGAGCUUAUGAGGGAAGCAAUUGGACCGAGCAUUUGA
Messenger RNA from Parastagonospora nodorum SN15, 4332 nucleotides. RefSeq lists its product as hypothetical. The transcript is spliced from 5 exons. Gene Ontology annotation, biological process: siRNA processing. Gene Ontology annotation, cellular component: cytoplasm; RISC complex; nucleus. NCBI's taxonomy places the organism in Eukaryota, Fungi, Ascomycota, Dothideomycetes, Pleosporales, Phaeosphaeriaceae. The record is from RefSeq and is a predicted model, not a curated record. The coding region runs from base 1 to 4332 and encodes 1443 amino acids. Gene Ontology annotation, molecular function: RNA binding; ribonuclease III activity.